Aspergillus wentii DTO 134E9 is the source of this 3024-nucleotide messenger RNA. Its product is annotated as basic helix-loop-helix domain-containing protein. Gene Ontology annotation, molecular function: protein dimerization activity. Gene Ontology annotation, biological process: positive regulation of transcription by RNA polymerase II; SREBP signaling pathway. Lineage: Eukaryota; Fungi; Ascomycota; Eurotiomycetes; Eurotiales; Aspergillaceae. The transcript has 2 exons. The coding region runs from base 1 to 3024 and encodes 1007 amino acids. The record is from RefSeq and is a predicted model, not a curated record.
AUGCCCGUCCCCGCCAUGGAUAGUGACUUUCAGCUGUUUUCCCCCACUCAGUCGUCGGAGAGGAGAGGGUCAAAUACAGAUGGCAUGAAUUUCCCACAAUCAACCACAGACGAACAGAGUCAGGAUUGGACACAAUGGAUGCGAUGGGAUGACCAGGCGUUUCCCGAACCCCCCAAAGACAACUCAAAAUCUCCCUUCGAUCUCCCCCUUAUGUCACCCCACACCUCUCUAGGACAGCCCGGUAGUGCGCUGCAGUCAACCUUCUCGCCGGAUAUCUCGUUUGGCUUCACCAGUCUCCCGUUUGAACCCCUGCUCGGAGACGGCAGUAUGCUCUCUCAGACAACGUCUAACGAUGGAAGAACGACGAGACAGCCAAGCUCCAGCUCUCCCAUCUCUGCCGGUACCACUCGGAAGCGCAAAUCGAGUAGCGACGAAGAUGGCUCCACCGUAAGUGGUUUGGUGCAGAAUGGUAAAAAGAUGCCGUCAAAGAAACGAGCCCACAAUGUCAUCGAAAAACGAUAUCGUGCCAACCUGAACGAGAAGAUUGCCGAAUUGAGAGAAAGCGUGCCCAGUCUGCGAGGCGGAUCGAAGGAUGCAAAUGGAAACACGCAGGAUGACGAUGAUGAUGGAGCCACUCAGGCCAGCAAGAUGAACAAAGCAUCCAUUCUCGCCAAGGCGACAGAGUACAUUCGACACCUGGAGAUUAGAAACAAUAGGCUCGAAGAUGAAAACACAGCACUGAAGAACCGACUACGACAAGUGGACAAGGCCGCUGAACAGACAGUAACAUCCGCCGCCUCAGUGUCAUCCCCGAGCAACUACACCGAGUCAGGGGCUAGUUCUUCUCCCAGCGUAUUUUCACACGCCGAAGACAUCCCAAGUGACCAUUCCCCAUCUUCCAGCCACCCACCUGAAGGCCUUAUCAAGGUUCCUGACUCUUUCAAACGCAUGCGGGAGGCCUCUAAGCAAAACAAUGCUUACUCCCAGUCAUACAUCCAGUACGAAAGUCCUAGAGAAACUUCACAAGAAAGCGGUGGCCGUCGACGGUUCAAUUUCCCGAACAAAUACAUGGUUGGGGCCCUUGCUGGUCUCAUGGUCCUCGAGGGAAUGGGCACAGAAAAGGAUACCGAAUCCACACAGAAGGGGCUUUUCGCCGUCCCGCUCAACCUAAUCAACAAUAUCGAACUCCCAUCGGUCGGCUACUGGCAUGCAGUCCUUCGAAGCUUUUGGCUCUCGUGGCAUGCAAGAGCCAUUUCCCAUUUCCUUGUCCUCGCCACCCUGGUCGUCGGAAGUGCGUUUAUCGUGUUUGUAUAUCUCUUCAAUUCGCAUCCAGGUCGCACCUUCACCAAAUCAGCACCCGUAUCAGACACUACGGUCUUGUCCGCAACAAACUUCCGACGACAGGCCUGGCUCACUAGCAUUCAAAGCGUUGGAGUACCACGCCACACAUUCUUUCACGAGUGGUAUGUAGUCACCUCGCGAUGCAUCGAGUACGUCCUUAGGUGUCUCGUGGGAUGGAGAUUCUACUCCUGGGCCACUGGAGUCACCGAGGAUGAUGAAAAGGGUCGAGUGAAGACGUGGGACAUUGCAAUCGAUGCACAACUCGCUGGCGGUGAUGCGGAGAUUAGCAAAAGCCGGUUGGUUCUUACCAUUUUCGCCGCGGGUACCCUACCACGCAGCCCAAUGAGAAUGAUGUUGAAAGCCCUUCACGUUCGCCUUCUUCUUUGGAGAGUGGGCAACCCGGGAUCAUGGAGUUUCAACAUUUCCAAUGAUAUUGCCCGUGCCUUGGCCGGAUAUCAAUGGGAGCUUGCUAGGAAAAAGCACCGAUCUUUGCCUAAAGAACACCCCGACGCUCUGCCAAGUCAUUUAGCUGCUUUGCUAAAGAUUGACCUUGACGAUGUGAUGCUUGAUGCCAUCGUUCAGCGAGCAGCAAAUCUCACCUGGAACCGACCUACACAAGAGGGGGCUGAUGAUGACGAAGCCCUGCUGGAUGUUGUGGAAGAGGACCCGGCAAUUCAAUCUUCGUUGGAUGCCCUUGCUGCCUGGUGGUCUAGUCAUAUAUUGCAGCGUGCGCUCUUGAAAUACUUUGAAGCAAGCUCAGGCUCCCCCGAGGCAAAGAAGAGCCGAGACAUUUUCAAGGCUCAAAUCAGGCUUGCACUUGACGUUGCUCCACAACCCUCUGCGGCUCACACCCGUGCUCUGGUCAUGAAGGCAAUCUUUUUCGAGCAAGACCGUGUCGAGAACAUUGGAAUGGUUUUAGCAGCGCUGCCAAGUGAGAAGCGCAAGGGGAAACGAAGUCGUGCCUCGAACUUCUUGGAUUCUUCGCUCCCUGUUUCCACCCGUGAAGAAAUAUCGAUUGCAGUUCGCUGUGCUAUGAUUGCCGCUAUUUUUACAGCCGAAACCAAUGGCGACACAUCACUGCCCCCAUCUUUCAAUAUGCAGAGGGCUGUCAAGUGGUUUAAUCAACUUCCUCUCGAUCCAGUAGAGCUGACGCUUCUUGGAUUCGCUGCUGUUUAUCACUUGCUUCACGUUCUUGCUUCCGACACGGAUUAUUUGUCUUCGUCGGAUUCGUCUUCUUCGACACCCUUAUCCAAGACACCUAACUCUUCUGCUUCAUCAUCUGCUGAUGAUGAGGCGGAUGAGGAUCCACACCCAAUGCGCGAACGUGAAUUCUCACCUCAGUCAAUCCCCAACCUGGGCCGCGUGGCUUCCGAAUUGAUGUACUGGGCACGGAAUGCCUACAACCCUGCUUUCUACGGGUUUACUCCUGAUUUGGUGGCAUUGAUUGAGAAAGAAUGCACUUUCCUGUGCAACAGCGCUGGUAUUAAUGUGGCCGACUAUUCCCAUGUCCACGAGGACAAACUGAAAACCAAAAGGAAGAAGGACAAAAAGAAGAGGAAGUCGUCCAGACACCCUUACGAGUCUGUACUACUUUGGAGGAAUGGUUGUUCGGUAUGCUUUGAGGCGUUCAUGGUUGCUCUUUACUGCUCUUUAUAUUUUCCCUGUCUGCCAGGAACGUGUUGA